This is a messenger RNA of Serpula lacrymans var. lacrymans S7.9, 1580 nucleotides long. RefSeq lists its product as uncharacterized. Gene Ontology annotation, biological process: mRNA processing. Lineage: Eukaryota; Fungi; Basidiomycota; Agaricomycetes; Boletales; Serpulaceae. The record is from RefSeq and is a predicted model, not a curated record. The transcript has 6 exons. Bases 1 to 1461 code for a protein of 486 amino acids.
AUGGAAACUCUUGUAGUAGAGGAGGAGGAAGAAAUACCUUUUGGACCCGGCGACAGAGCAUUUAUGGACGAGGGAGGGGGCGACGACACUGGGGAGGGCGAUGUAGAUGUCGAUGCAGAUGCAGAUGCAGAUGCAGACGCAGACGCAGAUGCCGAAGAAGAUGGAGACGGAGAAGCCCCCCAACCAUCCUUAACAACCGAAUACACCCCUCGUGAACGAGGUGCUCCAACCAAACCUGUCGUCCCAAUUUAUCCUGGUAUCUUACAACCAAGUCAACAACUUGGCGGCGAACUUCAGGGGCAGGACAGAAGUCGUAUGGACGAGGGACCUGACCCUUCGACACUUCCACCAGCUAGUGCCCCGCCUUCACAUCCUGCCAUCAACCCUUCUUUGCCUGGAACACUUGAUGGACGCUCUAUCCUAGAAGUAGACCUCAACGCCAUGGCAGAGAAACCGUGGAGGCGGCCAGGGUCGGAUAUCAGUGACUGGUUUAACUAUGGGUUUGAUGAGAUUUCUUGGGAAGCAUAUUGUUAUAGAAGGCGUGACUUAGGGGAGCUAGCUAAUGUACUCAAGGCUAAUGUGCUUAACUUUGCGGGUAUGCCGGAGGACCAGCUCACAGCACUUCCACCAGAGCUGCGUACGAUGGUGAUGACUGGUGCUAACGCGAUGAUGUCCGGUGCUGGACCCAACCCAAACAUGAUGGGCCCCGCUGUUGGUAUGAAUCCGAUGAUGGAUAUGUCAGGGAUGGGUCCGAUGAACAUGGGUCCUAUGGGAAUGGGAAUGAACGGUGAUUUAGCAAUGCAGAUGCAGGCAGGUGGGCCGAUGAUGCAAGAGGCUCCUGGGCCAGGACCUGCAGGCCCUGUAGGGUCUAGCGGGACGCCAGAACAGGGCGUGCAGAUGGGUAUGCAGGAUGGGUUUGGUGGAGGAGGCCCCGGGCCAGGUAUGAUGGGAAUGGGGAUGGGAGGAGAUUACGGUAUGCAGCAGGAGCAAGCAACUAUGGGACAACAAAUGUACCCCGGUAUGGAGGGUAGUGGAACCCCUGUCCCUGUCCCUGGUCCUGGUCCUACUGCUGGUCCUAGUGGACGUGGUGCACCCACUGGCCCAUUCCGGGGACGUGCAAUGGGACAGAAUAUGCGUGGACGUGGUGGUUUUCCUGGACGAGGUAGAGGCCGGGGAAUGUAUGGAGGAGCCAAUGAAAGCAAACCAGGAGUGUCAGCGACGCCAGCUCCAGUCCGGCCUGCUUCGCCGCUUCCACCUAAUGUUCCAACAGGCCCGAGAAACCAAAAUAAGUACAAGGAUAGGGACGGGAAUGCGCCCGCUGUUGAUGGUCUGGACUAUGGAGGAAACGCGGGUGGUGGGGGUGGACGGACACCUUCGGGUGAGCCUGAGGAUCGAGGUCAAAGUCGGAAACGACGUAGCUCACCUGGCUUAGAUGAUGGCCGAGGUUUAAAAAGGCGGUGAUAUGCCCACUCACUCCCAUAUUCAUCUUACAGUACGCAAGCUACAUAUUAUAUUUCUUCGCGUGUACAAAUAUCUUGAAAUUCGCACUUGCGAUAUGUCUGCUAUUUGCAGUCAAUUGG